AAUCCCCGUCCCCCAAAAAUCCCUUUCUCUCCCUCUCCCUCUCUGAGUAAAAUCCGCGUCCGUUACGGCGUCUCACCGGCGACGGCGGAGCGACUUCCGGCGAGCAUCGCUGUGGUGAUUUUUUUCAAAUUCAACCGUCACCCGUGGCGGUGGUGCUGGUGUUCAAGGAUCCAAAGCGGCGUGCAUGUGGAAGCGGCGGGAGUUUGUGGGGAUAAUUAAUAGGAAGAAGGCGUUUAAACGGAGGCGUGUUUGGAUGGAUUAAUUGGACUUGUCGAUCACCGGCGGCCGUGAUGGGGGGGAAGUUGGUGUUUGGUGUGACGGUCGGCGUAGCGGUGGCGGCAUGUGUGGUAGCGACGGUGGUAGUCGGUCGGAGAGUUAAGAGCCGGAGUAAGUGGAAGAGAGUGGUCGGGGUUUUGGAAGAGCUUGAAGCGACUUGUGAUACUCCUGUGAGGAGAUUGAGGCAGGUGGUUGAUGCUAUGGCUGUGGAAAUGCAUGCUGGGUUGGCUUCUGAAGGUGGUUCCAAGCUUAAAAUGCUACUCACAUAUGUUGAUAAUCUGCCUAAUGGGAGCGAGAAAGGAACAUUUUAUGCUCUGGAUCUUGGGGGUACUAAUUUUAGGGUUUUGAGAGUUCAUCUCGGUGGCCAGAGGUCUCUUACUUUGAAGCAUGAUGUGGAGCGGCAGCCAAUUCCCCAAAAUUUAAUGACGGGCACACGCGAGGGUCUAUUUGAUUUUAUUGCUUCAUCACUGAAGGAGUUUGUAGAGAAAACAGAUGAUCCUGAUGAGUUGGCCCCUAGGAGAAAGGAACUUGGAUUUACAUUUUCCUUUCCUGUUAAACAAACAUCUGCUUCAUCAGGCGUGUUGAUUAAAUGGACUAAAGGAUUUUCCAUUGAGGACAUGGUUGGAAGAGAUGCUGCAGAAUCUUUACAACAAGCCAUUGAUAAGAUCGGACUAGAUAUGCGGGUAUCAGUACUGAUUAAUGACACUGUGGGAACAUUAGCUGUUGGACAUUAUCAAGAUCCUGACACUGUUGCUGCAGUUAUAAUUGGCACUGGCACCAAUGCUUGCUAUGUCGAACGUACAGAUGCUAUUAUCAAAUGCCAGGGGCUUUGUACGACAUCUGGGAGCAUGGUUAUUAACAUGGAAUGGGGAAAUUUUUGGUCUUCUCAUUUACCAAGAACUACUUAUGAUAUUGAUUUGGAUGCUGAUAGCCCCAAUCCCAGUGAUCAGGGCUUUGAGAAGAUGAUAUCGGGUAUGUAUCUUGGUGAUAUCGUGAGGAGAGUGAUUCUGAGAAUUUCACAAGAAUCGGAUGUAUUUGGCCCUGCUUCUACUCGAUUAUCAAUGCCCUUCAAAUUGAGAACACCAAUGAUGGCUGCAAUGCACGAGGACAGCUCCCUGGAAUUGACAGAGGUAGCACGGAUUUUUGAAGACAUCUUGGAGAUCACUGAUAUACCCUUAAAGGUUCGGAAGCUCGUAGUGAAAAUAUGCGAUAUUGUGACACGUAGAGCUGCUCGCUUGGCAGCUGCUGGUAUUGUGGGCAUCCUGAAGAAGAUAGGGCGGGACGGAACAAGUGGAAUUGCUGGUGGAAGAAGUAGAGCCGACGUCAAACUUAGACGAACAGUUGUUGCAAUUGAGGGAGGUUUAUAUACAAGCUACACAAUCUUCCGAGAGUAUCUACAUGAAGCUUUGGUUGAAAUACUGGGAGAGGACAUUGCCCCGCAUGUUAUUUUGAAGCCAACAGAAGAUGGUUCAGGUAUUGGAGCAGCACUACUGGCAGCUUCUUAUUCAUCGUAUGAUACGGACGCAAACUUGCUAUAAAUACACACACAUACAUAAUUAUAUAGAUCGACUAUAGAAAAGGUAUUCAUAUUAUUAUACACAAAAUGAUAGCUUCCUUUAGCUUGUACAUUUAGCAAUUCAUUUCAAUAUUUGAUUAUCUGUGUAUAAAGAAGGCUGUCCAUAUAUUUGUUUUAUUCUUCUUUGUUCAAAAGGGUUUCAAUGGUUCAUUCUAUUGCAUUGUUUGUUUGUUAUAUGUUCAUUGCAACAUAUGAAGUUAUGUACAAAGACAGAUCAUGAUUUCAAAUGGGUAUGGAAAUAUGAUGUGAAAAUUCCUCCUUUGUUCUUCA
Messenger RNA from Cucumis melo (muskmelon), 2122 nucleotides. Its product is annotated as hexokinase-3-like. The transcript has 9 exons. Gene Ontology annotation, cellular component: mitochondrion; cytosol. The coding region runs from base 291 to 1814 and encodes 507 amino acids. The record is from RefSeq and is a predicted model, not a curated record. Gene Ontology annotation, molecular function: glucokinase activity; ATP binding; D-glucose binding. Gene Ontology annotation, biological process: glycolytic process; intracellular glucose homeostasis; glucose 6-phosphate metabolic process. Lineage: Eukaryota; Viridiplantae; Streptophyta; Magnoliopsida; Cucurbitales; Cucurbitaceae.